AUGUUCACUACAAUCGUCAACCUUGUCGGAAGUGUUUUACACCUAUCCCUAGUGUCAAUACCCAACAGAUCGUUCUACCACGUCGCUGAAGACUUAAUCACCGUCACCGCCCAAAUCGGGGUCUACUACUACAUCAUCGUCUACGUGCCUCUGCAGCGAGUAGCAGCACGCUUGUACCUCAAACUUUCCAAAUUUGACGCCUUCGGGAAACCCCCAGAUUUCGACGAACACUCAAUCAAACUCAAAUACGUAGCUUUAGCUUACAAAAUGGGCUUGAACACUGUAGUCACCGCUUAUUUCUUCGAGCCUAUUUUAACCCGACAUUUCUGUGAACGCCAGAACGAAGCUCGACACUUUAAAGACAUUUGUGGGUUAGUCACUGCGUCCUGGAUGCCUUUCAACAUCGAGGAAUUCCCCAACAAGCAACUCUUCUACAUGUGGCAAACUUAUUCGAUUUAUUGGACGUACGAAGGCUCGGCCGCUAUUUCAUUUCUUAUUGUAGGAACAAUGGAACACGUUUUAGUCAGAAUUUGGCACUUGCGAACUAUGAUUAAGGAAGCUAUUGAAACAGAGAACGAGGAAUCGAGGAAACAACAAGUAUCGAGGUGUCUGGAGUACCACAAUCACAUUUUCGAAUUAGCACACGACGUCGACAAAAUCUACAAACGGUGUUUGUUUGUUCACGUUUUGUUUUCGGGGGUUCUUUUUGGGAUUAUGGGUUUUAGUAUUCUGACGGUGGGGAUGUCGAUUAAGACCAUUUCUUUGUUCGUUGUGUGGGUUUGUGCGGCGAUUUUUUCGAGUCUUUCGGCUCAGAGGUUGUACGAUGGGUCGAUUUUGAUAGGUGAAGAAGUCUACAAUAGUAAGUGGUACGACAGAGACUACAAGUUUCAAAGAGACCUCAUCACUAUUCUCAAAAGGGCUCAAAAACCUAUCACUAUUCAUGCAGGGCCUUUUGCUGAAAUCUCGAACGUCUUUAUUUUAACGAUUUUUAAAACGGCUUACUCAUAUUUAACACUUUUGAUGGCAUCAAGUAAAGGUGACCUUUCCGAGGUGUUUCUUUGCAGUUUAAUGACAGUAAUUUUGCAUCAACCACAAGACUUGUUGGAGUUUUUAAACGAUUUGGACUUGUGGUGGAGAAUUCUUGAAAUAAUUCAGUGGAAAAGAACCGAAUGA
Zophobas morio is the source of this 1173-nucleotide messenger RNA. Its product is annotated as putative odorant receptor 85d. The record is from RefSeq and is a predicted model, not a curated record. Gene Ontology annotation, cellular component: plasma membrane. Lineage: Eukaryota; Metazoa; Arthropoda; Insecta; Coleoptera; Tenebrionidae. The coding region runs from base 1 to 1173 and encodes 390 amino acids. The transcript is spliced from 6 exons. Gene Ontology annotation, biological process: sensory perception of smell; detection of chemical stimulus involved in sensory perception of smell. Gene Ontology annotation, molecular function: olfactory receptor activity; odorant binding.